GGGCUGGGACGCCGCGGCAUUUUUACGACACCGGCAGCAGGUAGAUACCCCGACCCCUUUCCCCCAGGAACUACGGCCGAGGCGCAAUGUUUGGGGCUGGCGAUGAGGAGGACGCGGAUUUCCUUUCCCCCAGCGGCGGGGCUAAAUUAGCUUCUCUCUUUGGACUGGAUCAAGUGGUCUCAGGCCAUGGAAAUGAAUUCUUCCAAUAUACAGCUCCAAAGCAGCCUAAGAAAGGCCAAAUAAUGACUGCAGCUGCAAAUCAGCCAACACAGAAAAUGCCUCCAUCUGCAGCCUCUGUUGGAUCUCCCACAGUACUAGCUGCCACAGCAGUCCAUGCAUACCGAUUCACAAAUGGUCAGUAUGUAAAGCAAGGAAAAUUUGGUGCUGCAGUCCUGGGGAACCACACUGCCAAAGAGUACAGGAUUCUCAUUUACUUAAGUCAACAACAGCCAGUCACUGCUGCCAGGAUUCAUCCAAAUUUUGAACUGACGGUACAGCCCAACAACUAUAGCACCUUUUAUGAUGACCAGAGACAAAAUUGGUCCAUGAUGUUUGAGUCAGAAAAGGCUGCAGUGGACUUCAAUAAACAGAUAUGCAUUGCCAAAUGUAACAGUAUAUCCUCCUUGGAAGCUGUGCUGAUCCAGGAUCUUAGUAUAGGAGAAGGGCCAAGUGUUGAAACUGGUGAUUCUUUGGAGGUGGCCUAUACAGGGUGGCUCUUCCAGAAUCAUGGACUGGGUCAGGUAUUUGACUCAUCUGUUAACAAGGAUAAGUUGCUUCGCUUAAAGCUGGGAUCGGGAAAAGUCAUUAAGGGCUGGGAGGAUGGAAUGCUUGGUAUGAAGAAAGGAGGGAAAAGGCUUCUCAUUAUUCCUCCAGCAUAUGCUUAUGGCUCUGAAGGCAUAAGUGGACAUAUUCCAUCUGACUCAACUCUGGUAUUUGAGGUAGAAGUCAAACGGGUGAAAUUUGCCAAAGAUUCUGGCUCUGAUGGGCACAGCAUUAAUUCCCAUGAUUCUGCAACUCCUUCUCCAACACCUGGUGCUGAUAACUAUAGUGCUGAACCAGUAUUACUGCCACCCACUUCAGUGCCUUUUAAACCUGGAGAGCCAGCUGUUCGAACUAAGUCGAACUCCAUCAGUGAGCAACUUUCAAAUCCUGAUGUGACCAAAGCUAAGCUGAUCUCUAGAAUGGCUAAAAUGGGACAGCCCAUGCUACCCAUCGUUCCUCCGCACUUAGACUCCAAUGAUCCUGAGAUUGAGGACCUGAAUGCUCUACGAGGAGCAGGUCAGCACAUGAUGACUGCAUCCGUUCAUUCCUCUCCUGAACCAUCCCAUGCACCACAGCGGCCUGCAAGGACAUCACCAACAUCUCAACAAUCAAUCUCUGGGGUCCAAGCGCCCUCUGCUGCCUUAAUGCCUGUCGCACCUAUCCAGUCUCACUCAAAUCUGCCUGGAAAUUCUCGGUCCUUUCAGCCUUAUACAGGUAUGCAGCCCUAUGCCUAUCACCAGAAUCCUACCCCAGUCACUUCCCAACUACAGCCUGUGGGACCCAUGUAUCCAGGACCACUUUCUCAGACUCCACAUUUUCAAGGGUCAGCUGAUAUUGUUUCAUUUCUCAUGACCGAAUCCCGGCAGCACAAUACUGAAAUCCGAAUGGCAGUGAGCAAGGUGGCUGAUAAAAUGGACCAUCUUGCUGCCAAGGUAGAAGAAUUACAAAAGCACAAUGCUAGCAACUCUUUGCUCCUUCCUAGCUUAUCAGUUAGCAUGGAAACAAGCAUGAUUAUGAGCAAUAUUCAAAGGAUCCUUCAGGAAAAUGAAAAAUUGAAGCAGGAGGUCCUUGAGAAGAAUAAUAGGAUAGAAGAACAAAAUGACAAGAUCACUGACCUGAUUGAACGCAAUCAGAGGUAUGUUGAACAGAGUAACCUGAUGAUGGAGAAGAGGAAUAGUACCCUGCAAAUUGCCACUGAAAACACACAGGCAAGAGUAUUGCAUGCUGAGCAGGAAAAGGUUUCAUCUCCUUGGCCUUUGGCCCAGGCUAAAGUCACAGAAGAGUUGGCAUCAGUGAUUGCUCAGGUCUCUAAUCUACAGCUGAAGGUGACGGCUCAGCAGAAAAAAGAAACAGACCUGCAGAUGCAGCUGACAGAACACCUGAAGGAAGCAGAUCUCCGGGAGGCUCAGAUCAGCAAAUUGCAGGCACACAUCACAGAACUCCAAGAAACAUCAGAGCAAGUUCAGUCCAAAUUAAAAGCUGAAAAACACAGCCGCAAACAAUUAGAACUGAAGUUGACAGCCUUAGAGGAGGAGCAGACUGACCUUCAGGCUGAGAAAGAAUCUCUGGAAAAGACCCUGUCAGAGAGGAAAAAGAAGUCUGCUCAAGAGCGAAGCCAGGCUGAGGAAGAGAUUGGUGAAAUUCAGAAAUUACACCAGGAGGAACUAGAAAAACUUCGACAACUCCUGAAACAGGCUCAAGUGUCUACAAAUCAGGCAGCUGCUGAACAGGUGUCUCUGAUGCAAGCUGAGCUGAAAUCUGAGUGGGAAGCCAAGUGUGAACACCUGUUGGCUUCUGCCAAGCAAGAACAUUUGCAACAGUACCAAGAAGUGUGUGAGCAGAAAAAUGCUGCUCAACAGAAAAUCACCCAUCUGGAAGAAAAGCUCUCUGCACUGGAGCAGUCUCAGGGUAUAGGGAAGAAACUUUCUGAAUAUCAAGAGCUCGCAGAACAGAUGCAAAAGAAGAGUGAUGCCCUCCAGUCCAAAAUUGAUACCCUAACCAUCGACUAUGAGCAGCGUAUUCAGGAGCUAGAGAAACAGAAAACACAAGAAAAAGUACAUCUAUCCGGAGCCCCAGACACUUCAGAGAAGGUAAAGAAGAUCAUGAACAAAGUGUUCCAGUCCUUAAGGGAAGAAUUUGAAUUGGAAGAAGCCUAUGAUGGCAGGACCAUUCUGAGCAUCGUCAUGCAUACGAUCAAGAUGGAGACACUUCUUCUGCUGACUCCCCAGGAACCAGAACAGGAAAGCAGCAGCGAGGAGGAGGAAGAGCAGCCACAGGAACCAGCUCAGGAGUCCUCGGCCAUGGCUAAGCCAUUAGAGCAGGAAGACAAGUCAGAGAAGCUUCUGUCUAUGCCCUUGACGACCCAGAAUGGAGUACAGAAGAGAAAAGAAGGGUACCACGGUGAUGUGAUUUCAGAGGAAGAGAAAAGCCUAGAAAUGCUGGAUGAAUCUCUCCCACCAGGGUCAGCUGGAAUUCCAUCCCAGGGGAUUCCAGGGCCCCCAAAGUCAAUUCCACCCAUGCCACCAGUUCCUGCAGAUGCUGUAGUCUGGGAGCCUGAGUAUGAAGAAGCAUGUGCUGAUGAUAAGAUGAAAAGGCACAAAAGUAACAAUGUGUCAGAAGAAUUUUGUGUUGGCUUGACACACCCAGUCACCCAGAGACAGGAGAAUGAAAAAACUUUACAUCCAGAAACCUCUCAGACUGCACACCACAAGGAAGAAGAACCAUCAUCAGGGGAGCUUGGACAAUCAAAGGGAGGGUUUAAACUUCCUCUGAAAGAUGAGGAGGAGUGCCCCAAUUUCACGACCAAUACCACCAAGGAGCAGUUAAACACAGAUGUAAAUGUUAUAGAACCAGUAGCAACUCUCCAACUUAGCCUUGAGCCCCGAGACUCCAGCUUCACAGAUGGUGACAAAGAUGAUUUGUUUAAAGGGGCAACAUUGAAAGUGUCAAAGCCAGUUCCAUUGCCUGAUGAUGAGGAUGAAGAUGAAGUGGUAAGGAAAUUUUGGGCUUACCCAUGUCCCAACACCACCAGACAAGAGACCCUCAUGACCUACUCUAAGGAACAACACACAGGUCAAAGGACUCUGGAUUCUUGGUGGCCUACUCAUUGGGCUCUGUGUGCUGGACCCUGGAGGACAAAACUGGGGCUUCAGAGGAGGCAGUCCUAUAAAUAUGGCCAUGGGUGCUGGGAUACCUAUUCUUUAUUGAGGAUAGGGAAUAAGCUGUGUCCUUUCACAAGAGCUCACUUAAGUGAGCAAGGAUAGACAGUUUAGCCCUGAUUGUAAUAUCGAAGCUCAGAAUAAAGAAUGAACUUCCUCUGACUGUGAAUAGGAUUAAACAGCAUAGAAUCAUAGGCUGCCAGUGCUGUUAGAGACCUUAUAUUGCCUAUCUCGGCCCCCUUUUUUACUAGUCCUAGAGAGAUGCUUUGAGUUGUCCAAGAUCAUACUUCUGACCUGGGACUAGACCCCAGCCCUUUGCCUCCCCUCCUGCUCCCUUUAUAUACCUGGCACGUAUAUAGGGCCAUGAUUUACCCAAAGUCUUCUUUACCUCCUGUCUCAUAUCAUAUCAACAUAUGCUAUGUUCCCCAUAACAUUCCUUCAUGAAUAUAGGGCAGAGAGUAGCUCCCUUCUCAGAAGAAACUGAAUCUUAAAGAAAUUAGGUGACUUACUUAAGGACAUAGUGCAAAUUAGUGGCAGAGGUAGGGCUCAAAACCAAGCUUUCUGAUGCUCAGCCAUGUGCUUUUUGCUGAGGCCAUCAGCCAGUUGCAUGUUAACUCUAAUAGUAAGACUGCAUUGAUGUUAAGCAUAUGCAGAAAUCACAUGUUUUUCAGACUCAGCCUGACUAAAACAUACAUGUAUCCAAGAACGCCUUUGAUACUAGUUUAGACUUUUUCCUCUACUUUGUGGAUAAAGAAGCUGAAGCCUACUUUAGUACAAGCACCCAAGGUCACACAGCAGGGUAGAAGUAGAGUCCCUUUAGGGGGACAAUGACGAUGAUAAUGACCUUGAUUGGUUAGAAUAAAGACAGAGGUCCCUGAGCCAGCACUGUUUGCCCUGCUUCUGAUUCCUGUUCCAGGCCUCUUCCCUGCAGCUUACUGCCUUCGCUGUGGUCUGGCCAUCUGAAAUUAGAUUUGGGGGCUCACCUGGGCCAGCAAUAUUUUGUAAGGGCAGAACCUGCUUCUAAGUGGGAUAUACUGUAAAAGGCAGCCUGCUGUAUUAACCCCAAGAAGACUGUCCACCAGACAUCCGGAGUAAGAAAUUCAGAAUAGGCCCCAUGAAGAGGAAAUAUGAAUUUUCCCCAUGUCCCUUGUUCUUGCCUCUCCCUCCUUAGCUACUCAUAGGAACAGAUGGCUAGGAGAGUGCAUGGAACUGGCUGAUAUGGGACUUUGGACUAGGAGGGAGGGUACCUCUUCUACAGGCUCUUAUUCCUGCCCAUUUAGUAUCCAGGAUCAGAAGCAGAAUUAGAAGGGUGAGAAGCAGGGGUCUGAAAGCUUUUCCUUGUCCAAAGUUGGGUUUGGUAGAACCUUUCCCUAGAGGUCUGUACCUAUCAGGGUGCUUUAUUUCAGGUCACUGACUCGGGGAUGGGUCCCUGGUGUCUACCUUACUUUUUCAGAAAACUGAGGAUAGAGCGAUCCAACAAGUAGUAUGCCUAUGGCUAAUGGUGAAAAUGCCUUCUCCUAAAUAGUCCAUUGCUUUCUGCAUCUCCUUCCCCAGGGCUCUCAAUUCCCACCCCUCUAGACUACUCUCUCCUAUUUUUUUAUUGUUUCUUUUCAUUUUGUUCUGUCCAGACUCAUUUCUCUCAUGUCCUCUUCCUCCUCUUGCCCUUUGACCCUCUACUUCUUAUCUAAAAUGCUGAAAUGACUGCAUGAGAGGGAAAACUGUAAGUAAAUAAAUAAAUAAAACCAAGUUAAAAGUA
Messenger RNA from Monodelphis domestica (gray short-tailed opossum), 5676 nucleotides. NCBI's taxonomy places the organism in Eukaryota, Metazoa, Chordata, Mammalia, Didelphimorphia, Didelphidae. The record is from RefSeq and is a predicted model, not a curated record.